Molecule: messenger RNA, 513 nt
Organism: Lobosporangium transversale
Lineage: Eukaryota; Fungi; Mortierellomycota; Mortierellomycetes; Mortierellales; Mortierellaceae
Exons: 4
Coding region: 1-513 (170 amino acids)
Source: RefSeq, a predicted model, not a curated record
AUGUUUCAAGGUGGACUGGUCUUCUAUAACACAGCAUUGAUAUCAGAGCAAGAUAUGAGAUAUAUCUGGACAGAGGAAAAGAUGCAACGAAGGGCCUUGCAAUUUUUCUACUUGGGAACAUCUCUUGCAGCCAUGUUCGAUAUUCCAACUACAGGCGAUUUUCUCAAAGCAUUAGCCCAACUCCUUAAGGAGCAUGAGUCUUUGACUUUUCCUUUUAAUUUCGAUUAUGUGAUCACAACAGCAACCCUUUGUGAUAUGAUCAAACAAACCUAUGAGAAACUUUAUUUGGAACUACAGAAGGAGCAUUCAUGGACAGUUCAAACUCUUGACAUGUUCCAAAAGGUGGACACACGAUUCAAGAAAAUACUAUCAUUAAUUUAUAAAGAAUUCGAAGUUUUGGCGCGCGACAUUUUAGUUGAGGAGCUCAAUUCAAUCGAUCCAUUGGGUCUGCAGGCGUCAUCAUUACAUGAUAAAGACUGGGAUAUAUUAGCAAAUGACAGAAGCCCUCAAUAG